AAAAUGACAAAUCGUACACGCGCUUUUUUCACGUGUGCUACCAGAUCGAAUUACUCGCCGAAACGUUUAUAUAUUCUGACCAGUCUCAUAAUAAAGUUGUGCAUUUUCCGGGCAGAAUCGUUCAAGUUUUAUUACAGAAUGUCUUCUUAUUCUCACGAUUCUCAUUCAGACGAUGAUAGUUGGGAUGAAACGGAUGCGGAGGAAAUGGAAAAAGAGCCUACAAAAUGUUUAUUUUGCAAUGAGAUUGAGGAAUCUAUCGAAAAGGCAAUUCAACAUCUCUAUCAACAGCAUAGCGUGAACUUGAGUGAUAUCAAACGAAAGUUCAAUUUGGAUCAGUAUUCCUAUAUUAAAAUGAUAAACUACAUUAAAACACAUAAUAUAACGGCCGAACACUUUGUUAAGAUCAAAGAAGUUCUUUGGAGUGAUGACAAAUAUAUGAAACCAGUUGAAGUAGAUGCAUGGCUGAUGUUUGACAUUGAGGAUUUUCCAAACGAGUGCCAAUCGAACGACGAUGCUAAUCAUGCACAUAGAAUUGAAUCCUUGCAACAACAGCUGGAAGAAAAAGAUGUCCUGAUUGAACAGUUACUCGAGCAAAUCAAUCAGAUGAAAAGUGGUUUUCAUGAAUGGGUUGAUCGCACAGCAAAUAGUCUAACGACAGUGGCUGAAAGUACAGAGAGAAAUUUUCCGGCGCCGGCACCAGCACCAGAAUCAGCAGUAGCGGAGCAAACCCAUGUAGCUGAAAUUCCCAUUUCCCAAGACGAACCAUAUUUUAUUGCAUACUCACAUUUUGGAAUCCAUUUUGAUAUGUUAAGCGAUUCCGUUCGGACGAACAGCUAUCGCGAAGCUAUUCUACAAAAUCGAAUAUCAUUCAAUAAUAAAAAUGUGUUGGACGUAGGUUGUGGGUCCGCAAUUCUUUCCAUGUUUUCUUCACAAGCGGGUGCCAAAAAAGUCUUUGCUGUCGACCAAUCGGAAAUCAUCUAUUUUGCAAUGGACAUUGCACAUCGGAACGAUAUAAAAAACGUUGAAUUUGUGAAAGGUCGACUCGAAAAUAUGGAACUCCCAUUGGCCGCCGGCGAGAGUGUUGACAUCAUUGUGUCGGAAUGGAUGGGAUAUUUUUUGCUGUUUGAAGGAAUGUUGGACAGCGUUAUACAUGCUCGAGAUAAAUAUUUAAAGCCAGGCGGUCUAUUGUUGCCUAAUCGUUGCAACAUCAAUUUGAUGGGUUUGGGAGAUGAAGAGCGACAUAGCGAAUACAUUGGAUUUUGGACGGAUGUGUACGGAUACGAUAUGAGUGCAUUGCAGAAGAAGGUGUUACAGGAAGCCGUGGUAGAAAAUGCUCGCCACGAGCAUGUCUUAACUGAAGCGGUGGUCAUUGCUGAUUUUAAUUUACUAAUGGUGGACUACACAUAUCCUAACUUCAAACAUGACUUUAUGUUGAAAAUUAAAAAAAGUGGGAAAUUCACUGCAUUUGUCGGAUAUUUUGACACUUUUUUUGAUUUGCCACAAAGGGUAGAGUUUACAACAUCGCCACAUGCGACACCGACACACUGGAAGCAAGUGAUUUUCUACCUGAAAAACCCAGUUCCGGUCAAUGAAGGGGAUAACAUUUGUGGACAAUUUCAAUGUAACCGGGGAAAAUCGGAUGCCCGAGCAAUUAGCGUAAAAAUAACUGCUUUUGAUCAGGAUUUCUUUUUUAAUUUGAAUUAAAAAUAUAAUUUACCAGUAUAUACAUAAUAUUUAUAUAUAAAUCAAUUUUUCUCUCAAAUUCAUAAAUAAAAUGUAUUAUUGUUUCAAA
This is a messenger RNA of Sitodiplosis mosellana (orange wheat blossom midge), 1792 nucleotides long. RefSeq lists its product as uncharacterized. Gene Ontology annotation, cellular component: nucleus. The coding region runs from base 4 to 1704 and encodes 566 amino acids. Gene Ontology annotation, molecular function: protein-arginine N-methyltransferase activity. The record is from RefSeq and is a predicted model, not a curated record. Gene Ontology annotation, biological process: peptidyl-arginine methylation. The transcript is spliced from 4 exons. Lineage: Eukaryota; Metazoa; Arthropoda; Insecta; Diptera; Cecidomyiidae.